AUGUCAUCCCUCAAAUACAUAAACGAACCCGGUGCCGGCCAAAAGCACAGCGACCUCUGCCACUACAGCCAAGCAACCGUGCUCAACCCGGGCUCUACCAUCAUAAAAUGCUCCGGCCAAGGCGGCUGGACGAACGGCGGCGACCUGGACCCAAACAACAUCAAAGGCCAAGUGGACCUCGCUUUUGAAAAUGUCGACAGGGUCUUACAGGCUUCUGGGCUGCGCGGGUGGGAGGAUGUGUACCUAGUCCGUUCUUACCAUGUCGGUAUGCGGGCCUCUUUUGACCAUGUGGUUGGGAAGUUGAAGCAGAGGGUUCCUGGGCAUAGGCCUGUUUGGACGGCGAUUGCGGUGCCUGAGUUGGCGUUUCCGGAUAUGAGGAUUGAGAUUGAGGUUGAGGCUGUUAAGGCGCAAUGA
This is a messenger RNA of Aspergillus puulaauensis, 414 nucleotides long. RefSeq lists its product as uncharacterized. Lineage: Eukaryota; Fungi; Ascomycota; Eurotiomycetes; Eurotiales; Aspergillaceae. Gene Ontology annotation, cellular component: cytosol. Bases 1 to 414 code for a protein of 137 amino acids. The record is from RefSeq and is a predicted model, not a curated record. Gene Ontology annotation, molecular function: deaminase activity. The transcript has a single exon.